AUGGAACCCCUCAUAGCUGUCGUCGGUGCCACGGGCACUGGCAAAUCCAAGCUUGCAGUUGACUUAGCAUCCCGCUUCAACGGUGAAAUCAUCAACGGCGAUGCAAUGCAAAUGUACCGCGGUCUCCCCAUCAUCACGAACCAGAUACCCGUCGAAGAAAGGAACGGCAUCCCGCACCAUCUACUGAGUUGUGUUGACCUGGAAGAGGAAUCCUGGCGUAUUGGGAUAUUCAAACGGGAGACACUCCGGUUGAUCAAGGAUAUCCAUUCGCGGGGGAAACUUCCGGUUCUUGUUGGAGGGACGCAUUACUAUACCCAGGCGGUGCUUUUCAAGGACCAAACUGUCGGCGAGAAUGCGGAAAUUGGCGCAGACCAAGAAGAACAGACAGCAGAGGAAUCCUCAGCGAAAUGGCCAAUCCUCGAUGGACCGACAGAGGUGGUUCUGCAGAAACUACGAGAGGUAGACCCGGCAAUGGCCGAUCGAUGGCAUCCGAACGAAACCCGCAAGAUCCGACGUUCCUUGGAAAUCUAUUUUCAGACGGGUAGACCAGCUUCGGAAAUAUACGCAGAGCAGAAACGCACCAAGGAAAUGGCAGCGACAGCAACCGCUUCCGGAUCGGAACAGCUGCGCUUUCCGACAAUGAUAUUCUGGGUUCAUGCGGAGAGGGAGGCGUUAAAUACUCGACUUGAGAAGCGCGUGGACGCCAUGGUUGAGCAGGGGCUGAUGUCCGAAGCCCAAAAAAUGUUCGAUUACAUUCAAGAGAAACAAGCGCAGGGAAUCACUGUCGACCAGGAAAGGGGCGUCUGGAUUUCAAUUGGCUUUAAGGAGUUGGCGCCGCAUUUCCAGGCUGUGCAGCAAGGAUCGUCUAGCGAAGAGGAACUGGAAGCCCUGAAGCAGUCGUCUAUUGAGGCUAUCAAGACCGCCACGCGUCAGUACUCAACUUCACAGGUUAAAUGGGUCCGGAACAAGCUAUGGAACACCCUCUCGGAAGCCGGAAUGACCCAUCGCCUAUUCCUUCUUGACACCAGCAACGUUGAAGAAUGGGAGCAAAACAUCAAAAAGCCAUCUGAGAGACUUGUUCAGUCUUUGCUCAACGACGAAUCGACCCCUGAUCCGAAGUCGCUUUCGGAGCUUGCAAGAAUAACUCUUAGCGCCAAAGAGGCAAAGGCAGCGAAGCAAAAGAACGGCUCAUUGAGGACCGUUACCUGUGAUGUCUGCAACAAGACUAUGACUACCGAACAGUGGGAUGUUCAUAUGAAUGGAUUCGCUCAUAGACGAGCGCUCAAACAUGCUGCGAAGAAAGCUGAGCAUGUUGAGUAUUUGCGGAAGAAGGAAUCUUUGGAUGAUACCCAAAAGCAGGGGGUUGGUAGCUAG
Messenger RNA from Aspergillus glaucus CBS 516.65, 1374 nucleotides. Its product is annotated as tRNA dimethylallyltransferase. The transcript has 2 exons. Lineage: Eukaryota; Fungi; Ascomycota; Eurotiomycetes; Eurotiales; Aspergillaceae. The coding region runs from base 1 to 1374 and encodes 457 amino acids. Gene Ontology annotation, cellular component: mitochondrion. Gene Ontology annotation, molecular function: ATP binding; tRNA dimethylallyltransferase activity. Gene Ontology annotation, biological process: tRNA modification. The record is from RefSeq and is a predicted model, not a curated record.